Oncorhynchus masou masou (cherry salmon) is the source of this 2694-nucleotide messenger RNA. RefSeq names its product ubiquitin carboxyl-terminal hydrolase 8-like. The record is from RefSeq and is a predicted model, not a curated record. Lineage: Eukaryota; Metazoa; Chordata; Actinopteri; Salmoniformes; Salmonidae. Gene Ontology annotation, molecular function: cysteine-type deubiquitinase activity. Gene Ontology annotation, cellular component: cytosol; extrinsic component of plasma membrane; dendritic spine. The transcript has 16 exons. Bases 1 to 2694 code for a protein of 897 amino acids. Gene Ontology annotation, biological process: protein K48-linked deubiquitination; Ras protein signal transduction; protein K63-linked deubiquitination.
AUGAUGUUUACAUCCUCCCAGGUAAAAGAGCAGAAGGAGCUGAAAAAUGUAACUUCAAAAGCUGCGGUGUCAGCAGGAGGGAUCACAGCAGAGGGGUUGUUCAAGAUGAUGAGGGACCAGGCCAUUACGGUGAUUGUGAUGGACGCCCGCUGCCUCCGAGACUUCCAGGACUCACAGAUCCAGGUCCCCACCCAGACUGUCAUCAGUGUCCCAGAGGAGGCUAUCAACCCUGGCAUCACAGUGAACCAGAUUGAGGCCAAUCUACCUGAUGCGUCCAGAGAGACGUGGAAGAGACGGGGGUUCGUAGAUUACAUCAUCCUACUGGACUGGUUCAGCUCUGUUACAGACCUCAAACUGGGAAGCACCUUACAAAGCCUCAAAGAUGCUCUCUACAAGUGGGACAGUACCACUAUCCUGCGUAGUGAGCCCAUGGUUCUGGAGGGAGGCUAUGAGAGCUGGCUCCUCUUCUACCCCAUGUACACAUCCAACGCCAAAGUCAGACCACCCCGAACACACAGCUACAGCACCCUCCCACAGCUGAACUUCAGCUACCCGUCACUGGAGGAGCCCAAACCUCCAACCCCUCCUCCCCCAGAGCCGGACCCUGAACCCCAGGCUCCCCCUGCCUCCCUGGGUAGCGUACAGGUGAACGGAGCCCCCCUGGAGGAUCUGACCCCCUCCACAUGGAUGGAGGCUGACGCCACAGACUCACCCCACACAGGGUUCACUCACCCUGGAGUAGACCACAGCAAGAAGGACCCUGGAGCCGGGCCAGGGACCCCCAGCCAGCCUGGAGGGACAUCCAAGCACAUCCCACAGAUUGACCGUACCAAGAAGCCAUCAGUCAGAGUCUCAGGCGGGUCUAAACCCCCCCUGGAUGCCCUCCCCAGGGACCUGCCCCCCUCCUCCCAGAAUGGCCCGUCUGUACCCCAACCCAACCGCUCGGUCAAACCGGCCUUUGACCCGGCGGUGCUGCUGACGGACGAGGAACGAGGUCAGAUCCACACAGAGACGGCUGCUCUGACGGAGAAGGCCCGGAGAGAGCAGGAACAACGCAAACAGGAACGCCGCACCGAGGAGGAGGAGUGGAGAGAGAGGAACGCCCGGGAGAACGAAAAUGAGGAGAUGGAGAGGAGGAAAGAGGAAGAGAACAGGACUCAGGAGAGGAAGAGGUUGGAGAGACACAAGGCAGAGGAGGAGAAGGAGAACGGGGUUAGGGAAGAGCGAGAGAAGAGGGGGAAGGAGCAGAGGGAGGAUACGCCAACCAACGGUGAUUCUCUGGACUCGCCGGCUCCCAACCGUAUCGUCACUGAGAUUAAGCGGGAGCUCCUAACCAGAGCCAGAAGUGAAGAGAUGGGGAGGAGUGUACCAGGCCUGCCUGUUGGCUGGAUGAAGUUCUUGGAUACGGUAACCGGUACCUACCGUUACUACCAUUCCCCAACCAACCGGGUGCACCGCUACCCCCCUGAGGUCAGCGUGCCCCAGACGCCCCCCUCCACCCCUCCUACGGCCAAACAGAAGCAGCCCCGCCCCGCUGAGCCAGACCAGACCAUGGACCGUGACCAGGAGCAGUCCAAACUGAAACGCUCCUAUUCUUCUCCAGACAUCAGCCAGGACCUGAGGGAGGAGGGGCUAAAGAGGGUUACCGCCCCUAUAACGGCAGCCACGCGCCCAACCUUUAACAGGGAGACAAAACCGUCCACUGCUACCGUCUACACCAAGGUGGAGAUCGCCCGUCCGUCUGCGGCGAAGAUCCGCAACCUGAACCCUGUGUUCGGCGGUCUGGGCGCCUCGCUCACCGGCCUGCGUAACCUCGGUAACACCUGCUACAUGAACUCCAUCCUGCAGUGUCUCUGCAACACCCCGGCCAUGGUCGACUACUUCAACAAGAACCUCUACCAGGAGGAUAUCAACAGGGCAAAUAUCCUGGGUCACCGAGGCGAGGUAGCAGAGGAGUUUGGUGUGAUCAUGAAGGCUCUGUGGUCAGGCCUGUAUAAGUGUAUCAGCCCCCGCGACUUUAAGGUCACUAUAGGGAAGAUCAAUGAAUCCUUCUCUGGCCAGGAACAACAGGACUCCCAGGAGCUGCUGCUCUUCCUUAUGGACGGACUCCACGAGGACCUCAACAAGGCUGCUAACCGUAAGGGUCACAUAGAGGAGGAGAAUGACGACCUGGACGACCAGCGGGCUGCUGACCAGGCCUGGACCAAACACAAGCUGCUCAACGAGUCUGUCAUCGUAGCGCUGUUCCAGGGUCAGUUUAAGAGCACAGUUCAGUGUCUCACCUGCCACAGGAAGUCCCGCACCUUCGAGACCUUUAUGUACCUGACCCUGCCGCUGGCCUCCACCAACAAGUGUUCCCUGCAGGACUGUCUGAAGUUGUUUUCUAAGGAGGAGAAGAUGACCGACCAGAACAAGGUGUUCUGUCGACACUGUAAAGCUCUCAGAGACUCCGUCAAGAAACUGGAGAUCUGGAAGGUCCCGCCCAUCAUACUGGUUCACCUGAAACGGUUCUCCUACGAGGGCCGUUGGAAGCAGAAGCUGCAGACGACAGUGGACUUUCCUCUGGAGAACCUAGACCUCAGUCAGUAUGUCAUCGGACCCAGAGUCGGCCUCAAGAGAUACAACCUGUUUGGAGUGUCUUGGCCACUCAUACCAACAUGUAUGCCCCCCAUCAACUACUGUCACUUUGGAUAA